UUCAAACUUCAAAGUCUCUGACUUAAAGGGAAAAUUUUUGCUUUUCAACUUUUUGCUGCAUACCACGUAGGAAAGCUUUUCAACUUGGGUUGGCAGAUAUUACGGCGGAGUUGGUGGUGCCACUGGCGGUUUCCGGCGAUGUGAGAACCCUCAGAAUGGAAAAUAACUAAUCUACCGUUCUUGAGAUCUCUACAUUCUUGAGCUUUCUCUCAUCAAAUAUUAUAAUUUUUUCGCAACCCGUUUCUCAGGAACAUGAUCGUUGAACGGGGCCAAAGUAAUUCUCAUUUUCACCCUUCUAAAUGUUGAAAGGGAUCCUUGGCGUAACUGGUAAAAUUGCUUACAUGUGACCAGGAGGUCACUGGUUCGACCCGUGGAAAUAGACUCUUGCAGAAAUGCAGGGAAACGCUUGUUAAUGUGAUAAAUAGAGAUGUCGUUAAGAGCAUUUUCCGUGAGCUGAGGGAGAUGAAAGAUGGGAUAGGGAGUAUAUCAAGGAGGGGAAUGGACGGAAGGCGUUGGCGAAACAGAACCCGAUCACAUAUAGCACCUGAUGUGUCACAUUUUGAUCCCGAUCAACAAGGCCAAUGGGCAAAUUUACCAUCAGAAUUGCUAUUGGAUAUUAUCCGCAGGGUUGAAGAGAGUGAGACAUCGUGGCCUGCUCGGACCGUUGUAGUCUUUUGUGCUUCUGUUUGUAAGUCAUGGAGGGAAGUUACUAAAGAAAUUGUCAAGACUCCCGAGGAAUGUGGUAGGCUUACUUUCCCCAUUUCACUGAAGCAGCCGGGUCCCCGUGAAUCCCCAAUUCAUUGCUUUAUUAAACGGGACAGAGCCAAUUCUGUUUAUCGCCUCUACUUUGGUUUGACUCCAUCUGAGGAUGAAAGCGAUAAGCUAUUGCUGGCUGCCAAAAGGACCAGAAGGGCAACAAGCACAGACUUUGUAAUUUCAUUUGUUGCGGACGAUUUUUCUCGAGCUAGCAGUACAUGUGUUGGAAAACUGAGAUCUAACUUUCUUGGGACCAAGUUCACCGUAUAUGAUAGCCAACCCCCAAGUGAUGCAGCAAUUCAACAUCGCGGUCGACUUAGUCGACGAUUCAACGUGAAGCAAGUAUCCCCGACAGUACCUGCGUGCAACUACAGUGUCGCCGCCAUUAACUAUGAACUCAAUGUUCUCCGAACAAGAGGACCUAGGAGAAUGCAUUGCGCCAUGCAUUCUAUCCCUUUCUCCUCUAUUCAAGAGGGAGGCAGCGCUCCAGCACCUAAAUCAUUCCCACAAUCUUUUGUCGAGAAAUCAUCUCCCCCAUCAGUCUCAAAAACGAAGGAGCCAACUGUAGAUAUCAGCUCGCCUGGCUUUUCAACCUCAAAAGUGUCAGUGCCUUCUCGAGAGCCACUCGUGCUAAAAAACAAGGCCCCUAGAUGGCAUGAACAAUUGCAGUGCUGGUGCCUAAAUUUUAAAGGCCGUGUUACAGUGGCGUCUGUGAAAAAUUUUCAGCUAGCGAUAGCAGUUGAUCCUUCUCAGAAUAUACCAGCUGCAGUACAAGAAACAGUAAUAUUGCAAUUUGGCAAAAUCGGAAAAGACAUCUUCACCAUGGAUUACUGCUACCCGCUUUCUGCCUUCCAAGCUUUCGCAAUCUGCUUGAGCAGCUUUGACACGAAACCAGCAUGCGAAUGAUUUCGUGCAGAAUGUAAAUCAUGAUAAUUUUUGUUUCUUGGUUGCUGCAUAAUGUUAUGAAUUGAUGUUUGUAUUUCUCUGAAAAGUCCUCGACGCACCGGCAUAUUUAUAAGUGAGAAUAUCAAUAUAUGCAUGCAGUUCUAACAGUAGCUGCUAAGAUAGUAGCAUCUGUUCUGUAAGUUCUGUAACUUAAUACUUUUGCUGGAAAGUAAAUCUUUUCUUGUUA
Messenger RNA from Nicotiana tabacum (common tobacco), 1888 nucleotides. RefSeq names its product tubby-like F-box protein 5. Gene Ontology annotation, molecular function: protein binding. The record is from RefSeq and is a predicted model, not a curated record. Lineage: Eukaryota; Viridiplantae; Streptophyta; Magnoliopsida; Solanales; Solanaceae.